UUGCGAGAUUGGGCUAAAAACGAGCUGACACCGGGGAUGCCAUGUGGGUUUGGUGACAGUUCGCUCGUCGCCUUGAUAAAUUAUUUUUUAUUUGUCAGUGCUCGUACUUGAGCGAAUGUGAUAUCAUACUGGAGUAUUCACGACAUGAGCAAAGGUCAGAGUGUUCAUAGACGAAGGGACAGAAGUAUAUCCUCCGAAAGCUCAUCUCCUCAUAAAAACCGUGAUCAUUUUCGAAGCAGAAGUCGAAGUCGUUCUCGAUCUAAAAGUAAAGUAAGAAGUGAUUCUACCGAAAAGACUUUAAUCCAUAGUACAAAUAGCAAAGACCCAAAGGACAUAAAUUCUCGUGUUUUUAUCGGGCGUUUGCGUUCAACAGUUACUCGGCAUGAUUUAGACGCAUUGUUUAGUUUAUGCGGUAAAGUUACAGGAAUCUCUGUACACAAACGUUUUGCAUUUGUACAGUUUUCUAAUAAGGAAGACGCAGAACGUAGUGUUGAGAAGUAUAAUAAUUCUUUCAUACAUUCAGGCUUAGUUGUGUGUAAUCUUGCUGGUGAGAGACAGAAAAAUCAAGAAUCUGCAACAGUUAUGGAUAGAGACCGUGAUAGAGAUCGAGGAAGCAGAGAAGGCAGCAGAAUUCUUGACUAUGACAGAUUUGAUCAUUAUGACAGACCUUAUGACAGGCCAACAUCUCGAGAGCGUUCACCAUUACGUGAUCCUUAUGCUGACCGAUAUAGAGGAAGAGAUACAGAACUAGAUCGGAGGCGUGCAUUAGUUGAACAAGAUCGUGUUCCCUAUGACCGUCGUGACCCCUAUUCACGUGGGAGAGAACAUGUGGAUGAAUACUAUCAAGGACGUCGAGAUGAGCGUGAUGAGCCAUAUGCAAGGGAUCCAAGGCGAGAAGAGUUGCGAGAAAGAGAUCAUUAUGAUAGACCUCAUUAUGAAAGACCGUCGGCUCGUGAUAGACUUCCCCGUGCUUAUGCCGAUAUGAAUGAACCUGAACCACAACAGGCACCUGAGACUGUACAAAGACCUAUCGAUUGUGAAGUUAUUGUUGUCAAUAGACAACAACGAGAUUAUGCAGAGACAGUUGAAAGACGUCUAAAGCAGAUUGGUCUGAUAGUGGAUAUUAUUUUCUUAACAUCUGAUGUUUCUUUGGGACAAGCCUUAGAUGACGUGUCAAGACGUGGUGUGUUAUAUGCUACAAUGAUCACAAGCCAGCAUGAACUUCAUCGCUCAGUUACUCUGAAUAUACUACAUGGGACACCACAAGAACAUAGGAACAUGCCGCUGGAUGAUGCCAUGACAUUUAUUGCGCAUAACUUUGAACGUUACAUGCAAAACCUUCAUGAAAAAAGUUUAGCAGCAAAUUUAAGCUUGGCCACAGGUGUAGAGUUAACAGUCCCACAACUCCUGUGUCUAUUGGCUGAUGGAAAACAACUAACAGUGGGAGAACUGGGUAAGGUUAUCGAUUAUCUACAAGAUCGCAAGAAUACGCUUUUGAAAGGAACUCAAAGGUUAUUGGAGCAGCAACAGCAGGAUGAACUGCAUCAGCAGCAGCAGCAGCAGCAAACUGAUCUUCAAGCCAAGAUUUUGAGUAUUUUUAACCCAAAUGGUACUGCAGCAACUCCUACAACUGCAGAUAAUUCAACUGCCAACCAACAAAAUGUUAAUCCUUUUGGUAAAGCCAGUGUUGCAGCAUCACAGCAACCACAAGCCAAAUCUCAGACUGUGCAACUUGAAACUCGUGCACAAACCUCAAUUCCGUCACUUAUGGAUCAGCCUGUUUCUCCUCCAACUAAUGUAUUAUCUAAAAUAGGGAAGGCUGCAGAAAGUAGGCCACUGUCUUCUGCUCCACCAAUUUCCACGACAGCAAAUGCUGGACCAGGAAGGGAGCCUGUUUUAUCUCCUCAGAAUGACCAAUCUUCUACUUCAGGUGUUGAGAUAAAUUUUGACAACCCUUCAGUACAGAAAGCUUUAGACAACUUGAUUCAGAGUGGACCAAAUUUGUUAAAAAAUCUAGGUCAGGUUUCUCAGAUAGUGAAGGGUGCUACUGGUGGCCAGUCUCAAGCAAAGGCUAGUUUGACAGGUCCACAGAGUGCUAGUGAUUCUGGUUAUGGUCAGGCUGGUGGUCUAGGUAAUAGUGGUAGGGGUCCCAAUGUUGAAGGGAGAAAUGAAGGGCCUGGUGGUUAUGGUGGAAGGGGAGAAGGCCCUGGUGCAUUUGCAUCCAGAGGUGAGGCUCCUGGCGGCGGCCGUGGCGGUCCUGGGCGACAUGAAAAUUAUGGACAAAAUGAAGAUGGAGGUGGCAUGAAUCCAGCUAUGGAUAGAGGUUUUGGUAUGGGUGGAGAUCCUGGGUUUGGUGGAGGUGUGAGGGGACGUCCUGGUAUGGGCCCUGGCCCUGGUGGCAUGGGUCCUGGCCCUGGUGGCAUGGGGCAGCAUCCUGGUGGUAUGGGUCAGCGUCCAAGGCCAGGUAUGGAACUGGCGAUGGGUAUGGGAAUGGGCAUGGGUCGAGGAAGACGUUUUUAA
Molecule: messenger RNA, 2520 nt
Organism: Saccoglossus kowalevskii
Lineage: Eukaryota; Metazoa; Hemichordata; Enteropneusta; Harrimaniidae
Molecular function (GO): RNA binding
Source: RefSeq, a predicted model, not a curated record